Molecule: messenger RNA, 2864 nt
Organism: Hippocampus comes (tiger tail seahorse)
Lineage: Eukaryota; Metazoa; Chordata; Actinopteri; Syngnathiformes; Syngnathidae
Product: actin-binding LIM protein 1-like
Exons: 20
Coding region: 299-2221 (640 amino acids)
Biological process (GO): cytoskeleton organization; cilium assembly; lamellipodium assembly
Cellular component (GO): stress fiber; actin cytoskeleton
Molecular function (GO): actin filament binding
Source: RefSeq, a predicted model, not a curated record
UCAGAGCAUGGGGACCAGGCCAUUUGCCGCGACGCUCCUGCUGAUGUCUGUCUCGCCACCGCAGCUAUUUUCUUGCUUUCCUUCCUCAGCUGCCGUUCCGGGAUGGCGAUGGCGACAUACUUGGAAGAAUGUUACCCGAAAAAUUCCGCGUUCACCGUGAAGAUCAGCGCUAAAAAUACACCCGCCUUAAUCUUCUUACAGGACCUGUGCGGCCCGACGGACCGCGCCCGCGCGCGCGCAGGUUGAUCCUGGAGCGCGAGCUCAUCGGAAGCCCGACCUCCAUCCAGGGUCCGCUCGGAUGGUUUCUCGGCUGGAGGGGCUGUGCCGCCCGGACUGCGCGGACAAGAUGAGCGCGUCGGGCCGCCUCGGCCUCAACAGCCUGGGCCGCAUCUGCGGAACCGGGCCGGGCGAGGACUCGCCGCGGGCCAAGGGCAAGAACUCGGUGAGGCGCAUGUCCGUCAUCGAGGACGGCCGCGUCGCCGAGGUGCUCUACCUGAUCCCCAAGCGCUGCGUGAUGGAGCAGCUGCCGCUCCUCAAUCCGCACGACUACGUCCUGUGUGAGAAGUUGGCGGCCAUACCCGCUGAUGUGUCAGUGCUUCACACUCGCCCUCCCGCGGCCAAGCCGCUCAUCAGAUGCGUCAGAUGCGGGGACGUCUGCAAGGGCGAGGUGCUGCGAGUCCAGGCCAGUCACUUCCACGUCGCCUGCUUCACCUGCAAAGUUUGCGGCUGCGACUUGACCCACUCGGGCUUCUUCAUCAAGAGCGGCGAGUGCCUCUGCCCGCUGGACUACCAGAGGCUUCACGGCACCGUCUGCAACGGCUGCGGGGGCUUCGUGGAGGGAGACGCGGUGGCCGUCCUGGGCAAGACUUAUCACCCGACCUGCUUCGUGUGCACCGUUUGCAAGCAACCUUUUCCUGCCGGCGACUGCGUCACCUUCAGCGGGAAAGAGCGCAUCUGCCAGCGCUGCGUCAACCCGUUGACUCCUCCGCCGGCCGGCAUCAGAUACGUCCCAGACUGCGACGGCUGCCGGCGCCGCAUCAAGAACGGUCAGGCUUUGCUGGCUCUGGGCGGCCAGUGGCACCUGGGCUGCUUCAAGUGCGCCGUCUGCGGACAAACGCUGAGGGGAGAAUACAUCAGCAAGGACGGCGUUCCGUAUUGCGAGCGGGACUACCAGCUUCGCUUCGGGGUGCAGUGUGACACGUGCCAGAAGUUCAUCACGGGCAAAGUCCUUGAGGCCGGCGACCGACGCUAUCACCCGGAAUGCGCCAGGUGCAGCCGAUGCGACGAAACCUUCGCGGAGGGCCAAGGCGUGUUUUUGCAAGGAUCCAGCGUGUGGCACCCGGACUGCAGAGAGAGCAGCGGAGAGAGCAGCGGAAACCGCGACGGCCGCAGGUCGACUCGAACUUGGUCGGAAAGCUCCUGCUCCGGACCCGCCUCGCGUUCGCCCGGAAGCCCCGGACGCUCCAUUUGCGCUAAAGUCGAUGACCAGAUGAUCGAUUACCGAGACUUGGCGGCCAUUCCCCGAGUCAAGGCUAUUUAUGACAUUGAGCAUCCCGAUACCAUGUCUUACGAGAGCGACGGCGUCGGCAGAGGCAACGCGCAGGACAGAAAAAGCUCGGCGGAGUCUCUGGCAAAUGUCUCGGGCACCACAGAGGAAAGUGACGACUUGAGGAAACGCAUCCCCAAAUCGGCCAGCCACGGCUCUUUGGGCGUUGGCUCGUACGGCCGUCACAGCUACGCGCCAACUCGGUCGCCGCAACACUUCCACCUGCCGGUUCCCGACACCGCAGAUCAAGGUUUCGACGUGUGCGCGAGACCUCCCAUUUUCAAGCGGCGAGAUCCGAGCGCCGGCCAGACAUCCUCUUUGCCCGCGGACGCUCGCAACCGCCUUCAUCCGCCACAAUCUGCCGAGUUCCUUCGGAGCAGCGGCGACACUUUUCGAGAUUUCCAGCUCCUCCGCGACAGUCCGCAUCCGUUGGCGCGAAUGGACCGGGGAGUGUCGAUGCCUAAUUUGCUGGAGCCAAAAGUCUACCCGUACGAAAUGCUGACGGUCGCCAACAGGGGGCGUGCGAAGCUUCCCAGAGAGGUGGACAGAACGAGAUUAGAGCGUCACCUGUCCCCAGAUUCCUUCUUUGAUAUCUUCGGCAUGGCGGCAAAAGAAUUUGAGCGCCUCCCGCUUUGGAAACGAAACGACAUGAAGAAAAAGGCGAACCUCUUUUAAAAUGUCUUCUUUUGUUUGGAUUCGUUGCACUGUAUUUUCUUUUCAGACUGCUACGAUUUCAACAUACAGGUGGGGGCGGCAGAGCAGCACGCAUUAUUAUUGUUAUUUGAUUUUUUUUUUUCCUCAGUCCGUGCUCAUAUUGAAGUAUUCCGAGGACUAAAUGAUCUGAGCUAAAAGCUGAAUCGUAGGAAUGUUUGCGCGUAGAAUGUCACGUUUAAGCAAGAUGGAAGAUCUCAAUCAGUCUUCCGCUGAGCAUUUUACCAUUGUGACGUCAACGCCUCGGUGUGAAUUUGCCUUCAAACGAUGAUGAUUGAAACGAAAGGCUGAGUAGAGGAGAUUUACAUCGUGCGAUGUUUGGGCUCUUUUAUUUUCUUAACUUGCCGCAACGAUGAUCAUUCAUGUCCCAAAAUGAUUAGGGCUGCACUUGGAGCACAAUUGGAAAAAAAAACAAGUUGAUUAGCUGUCGGAACAAAAGGCCCCUACGUACUCUUCUUGCGUGAUGAUCUAUAACGUAAUCCUACAUUCGGAAGAUUGUGUCGUCUCGAAAUCAUCGUGAAUGUGGGCCGUCAAGUUCAAAAAUAAGGAGUUUCUUUUUCACACAACUCUGCUCAAGCGGCAUGAAAAUAAAAUGAGCUGAAGUGUC